GGCCGACGAGAGUAUUCCCAAAAAAACGCGAGGAAAGUGGCUUGAAGGCAGAGCGCAGCGACAUUUAUUUAUUUUUUACACCGCGCGCAGUGCUUACGACUGAACAGCGGGACUACAGCCGUCGGUGGGAACAUCGCGAAAUGGUAUUCAAUUACGCACGGCGACGAGCCAGCUGAAACUGUGAUAUAUGCAUAACAAGAGCGCCGACAACUCGGGUUUCGGAGGCGUCCAUGCAGGAAUUCGGGGCGAAUGUGUGUUUACCCAAUGCGAUUCGGAUUGUUUGUUUGUUUGCCCAACUUACGUGAAACGACGGAGGUGAAACCGCGCAUCUACCAUUUUCCAUUUUCCCCACUUGCUCGCUGGCUGGCCUGAAGGAGAGGAAAAGUGAAAAGUGCUGUCCGACGAGGCGCAACGGAAGGCGAAAAGACCAAGCGAUCUGGAGAUCUAGAGAUGUGUGUACAUAGCACAUAAAUUGCAGAUUGAGGCCAAGACAAGGCAAGAAACGACGACCACGACCACGACCACGACGACGACGGGGGAGAACCCGACGAACACAGAGAUCUUGACGCGGCAGCCAGCCAGUCCAAGCAACCAACCAAAUGGAUAGCCCGCCCGGGAAGGCUGGCCUGCUCACGGGCGCCAUCCUGCUGCUGCUGAUGGGCUCCCGCUCGCUGUGCUGGGCCAUCGAGGAAUCCUCUCCAGCUCCAGCUGCCGCGCCAGCUGCCGCGCCAGCUGCCCGCCCAUCGCCGCCGCCCACGGUGAAGCUCAACAAGUGCUGCCACUCGGGGGAGUACCUCAACGAGACGAGCGGCGCCUGCAUCGCCGGCAGCGAAGCCCAGUGGCUGCCCCUGGUCUACCUGGUGCAGCAGCAGCGCUUCUUCGAGCCGCGCGGCGCCAGUCCGCGCUUCCUCAAGUUCCUGCCAAACAGCAGGCCCUCCUGCCGCCGCGACCAGACCACGGAGCUCUUCCGCAGCCGCGGCGGCAACGUGAUGCUCUUCCCCAAUGGCACUCUGUACGUGAGGGAGCGCGGUCUCCUCGUCCAGCCGGCGGACUACUGCGUCGACUGGGAGUUGGCCGUGGUGUGCCUGAACAGUCCGCCGGCCGACGCCCUAGAGGCUCUCACGGCCGCGCAGAAGGAUGCUCCGGCUAGCCUGCGCCUCAGCAAGUGCUGCGGCCGCUGGGGCAGCUACAACACUCAGCGGCAGAACUGCGAACUGCAGUCCAACGGCCAAAAGCCCACCGACAGACUGCUCCGACUCUCGCCGCAGCUGGCCGAGGGCAGCUACAUGACCAGCUACGGCCUGCCCGUCUGCGCCCGCUCCGGGGGCUACUCCAUAGCCGGCGAUUGGCGGGACGCCAAGCUGGACCGGUCCACCGGUGGCCUCCAGUUGCCGCACAAGAACCUCAGCGCCGAGCAGUACUGCCUGGAGCACACGGAGCGCGAGGGCGAGGUCAAGAUCAUAGCCUGCCAGCAUUUGUUCAGGGCCGACGGUGGAGAGGGCUCUCUGGAGGGAUCCACCGGAGACGUCGUCGAGGCUGUCAGUGGCCAGAACCUGCAGAAGGCCGUCCUGACCGGGGGUAUACUCGUGUCCAUUGUCUUCUUGACCGCCACUUUGGUGGCCGGCUUCCUGCUGCCCACCGCACACCACGCCCUGCACUGGCGCUGCCAAAUCUGCUAUGUCUCCUGCCUGCUGCUCGGCAAGAUCCUGCUGGCCAUCGAGGAGCUGAGCUCCUCGCUGCAGCCGGGCAGCGCGGCCUGCCACACGCUGGCCAUCAUGAUGCAGUUCUGCUUCCUGGCCGCCUUCUUCUGGCUGAACACCAUGUGCUUCAACAUCUGGUGGACCUUCCGGGACUUUCGGCCCAGCUCGCUGGAGCGCAACCAGGAGGCGCUGCGCCGGUACCUGUACUCCCUGUACGCCUGGGGCGGACCCAUGCUCAUCACCUUCGCGGCCGCCUGCGUGGACCAGCUGCCGGAGACGACGCUGCUCAAGCCGGGCUUUGGCCAGCUGUACUGCUGGUUCGACAAUCGCAACCUCUCGAUCUUCGCCUACUUCUACGGACCCAUUGGCCUGCUGCUGUGCGCCAACAUAGCGCUCUUCGUGUCCACCACCCACCAGCUGACCUGCGGCCUGUGGAAGCGGGAGGAUGUGAAGUCCUCCUCGGAGAAAUCGGCGCUGGGCAGGGUGUGCCUGAAGCUGGUGGUCGUCAUGGGCGUCACCUGGAUAGCGGACAUCCUGUCCUGGCUGGUGGGCGGCCCCCACGGCGUGUGGUUCUUCACCGACCUGAUCAACGCCCUGCAGGGCGUGUUCAUCUUCAUCGUGGUGGGCUGCCAGCCGCAAGUGUGGACCGCCUGCCGCAGGAUCUUCUGCCCGAGGUUGCGCCACGACAUCACCAACACGACGAACGGAGUGCAGCACUCGAGCAGCUCGCAGGGCUUGCCCUCGAUGGCCGGCGGCACGGAGAUCACCCAGAACACCACCAUGCCCAGCAGUCCGGCGGCGGACAGUGGCCUGGAGGAGGACGGUGGCCCGGAGAAGGCGCCAAUCCCCGCCGGGCCCGCGCCCAUCGUCAAAAUGGAGACUGUUUGCUAAACACAACUGAGACGCGGAGCGACAAUGCGAAAGUCAGGCCCGGAUACAAGAGUCCAGACCCCGAACGAGCGAAAUAAUGGCAAUGGGCAGCCCAAGAAAAAAGAAGCAAAACCAAACGAACAAAAAGCUGGAGUUCCGCGGCGAGAGAGGCACACACUUGCGCAAUCGCAACAAAAACAAGAAAAGCCGAGCCGCUGACCAGCUAAUUGCGCACGUGUGCGUGUGUGUGAGCGUCUUGCGCGUGAUUUUGAAAUCGGCCAACAACCGCUGUGGAGCAGAAAGUACUCAGUAUACGCCAGUACGCCAGUAUUCAACUUCAUUUGAGCCAGCACAAAAGAAACGUAUUAUUUUAUUCAUCAUCAUCAUCAGAGGCGGCGACGUGGCUCAUCUUCUUAGCGGGAAGCAGUAAAGGCGGAGUAACGGUAGAGCAGUCCGGGUCACAUUAACACGUUCUAAUUGGACACUCGGGCCAGUGUUGCGAAAUGCCCGGCACUGGAAUGCGCGGCCAAACAGGAAUCCACGGUAGAUCCACGGUAGACAAAGCAAAAGAUGGCGCGGCGCUUUCUUCCAAGCACUUCCAAGCAACAACACACAAAAAGAACGUCUGCACAUGUGUGCGUCCGCAUCUGUGAGGCAACCACAAGGAAUUCGCUGUUGAGGCACUUUUUGCUGUGCUGUUUAGUUAAGUUCGCUGCGCUGCCCCGCUUUUUCUGCCUCAAAUCCAAAUCUCAAGUGUGAGAAACAGGCGACGCCACACACAGGCGCACUCACAUCGGAUGUUUAGCGUUUAAAUUAGCUGAUUCAGAUUUGAAUUCCCCGGUUUCCACUCACUUGACACUGCUGCAUCCAGUUGUGAGUGUGUGCGUUUGACAUUUCCCUUGCCCAAUCAUUUUUUGUUCUUUACUGGAAUAACAAUGCUGGCUAGAACUAUUUUUGUGUCCGCCGCCUGCUCUCCUCUUUCCGUGGAAAAAUUGUUUAAAUGUUUUUUCUACGCCCAGAGUAAACAAUCGAAAUUUAUUUACUCGCUGGCAUAAACACACGCACACUGCGGCGCGGAAGCAAUCAAAUUGAUCGUCAAAAGUUCAGCGAUACUUGUCGAUCAAGGUUAAAUGGCAGAAAAGAAAGCGAGCCUAGCCAAACAGCGACUGCAAUCCCUCCCAACCCAAGAUGUAUUUAUGUAUUUUAGGACCUGAAACCGCAGAAACUACAAGCAGUACAACUAUUGUUUCUCAUUACCUUUAUUUAACCAGUUAAUGUAUUUUUUUUGACUAAUAUUAACCUAUUGCUCGAGUUACGGCGAGCUGCACGUUCAACGUGCGCGAGUAACAUUUGUAUUAUGUAGUGGAACUUCCAAAGUGUUCAGGCCAAAAGUAAUGCUCCUGCUGGAGCUGGUAGAACCCGAGUGUUCGUACCUAGGUAUUUGUAAAUAACCAACGGGGAAAGUGCUUUCCCACGUAGCCUGUACUUUUUAAUCUCGAUCCCAAGCGCAACGAAUCGAAUAUGAAACUAUCGAAUGACUGAGACAAGGCAGCGAAACUCUACACCAACUAGCUUGUAACUUUGAUACUAACUAUUUGACUAUUGUAAAUAAACGUAUUUUGUACACCAACCUAUUGGCUAAGCGACGGAUGUGUAUUGAAGGGCUUCUAUUGCCCAAACGAACGAAUAGAUCCUAAGUCCUAGCCCCCAACUGUUGUUAACCCAGCCUGUAAGAAGUCCGCAGGGCAACGCCCACGCCCUCGAAAGCGAUCUUGAACGACUUCCCGCGAGAGCCAGAUAAUUAUCACAUAAUGCCUGGCAUUCGUGGGGCGUGUAUCAAUAAUUCCUUUGGAGGCGUUAAUUUGUGGCGCGGAGCGGGAGCAUUUUGUGGAUAAACACGCGGAACAGACUGUCUGAAAUGGCAAUAAAACGAAACCGAAACUGAAUCUUGGCAGCUACAUACGUAUGUAGAAUAGAUACCACACUGGCCAUCGGGCAGCCCAGCCACCAAACUAUUUAUACUCACCGAACAAUAAAGCUUUUUGGCAAACAUCAGCGGAACUAAGCA
Messenger RNA from Drosophila biarmipes, 4638 nucleotides. It is a transcript of the gene mthl1, whose product is annotated as probable G-protein coupled receptor Mth-like 1. Lineage: Eukaryota; Metazoa; Arthropoda; Insecta; Diptera; Drosophilidae. Gene Ontology annotation, molecular function: G protein-coupled receptor activity. Bases 600 to 2591 code for a protein of 663 amino acids. The transcript has 2 exons. Gene Ontology annotation, cellular component: membrane. Gene Ontology annotation, biological process: G protein-coupled receptor signaling pathway; cell surface receptor signaling pathway. The record is from RefSeq and is a predicted model, not a curated record.